Messenger RNA from Entelurus aequoreus (snake pipefish), 3604 nucleotides. It is a transcript of the gene cwc22, whose product is annotated as CWC22 spliceosome associated protein homolog. Gene Ontology annotation, cellular component: catalytic step 2 spliceosome. The record is from RefSeq and is a predicted model, not a curated record. Gene Ontology annotation, molecular function: RNA binding; protein binding. Gene Ontology annotation, biological process: mRNA splicing, via spliceosome. The transcript is spliced from 20 exons. Lineage: Eukaryota; Metazoa; Chordata; Actinopteri; Syngnathiformes; Syngnathidae. Bases 297 to 3212 code for a protein of 971 amino acids.
UGGCCCUGGCGGUGCUCUGCGUCGCCCCUGCUUCGCUGCUAAGGCCCUAAUAAGUAGUAGUAUCCGAUAAUUAAAAAACAAAAAAAACAAAACGAAAGCUCUACAUUUAUUGUGAAAUCCGGAAGUUACAUCUGACCCGGAAACUGAUUUGCUGCAAUAGUUAAAACAUUUUCCGCCUAAAGUGUGUGUUUCACCCGAGGGAGAAAAAGUCGGCACUGGGGAAUUUUGUGUGUAAUUAAACACACAAAAGUGGAAGAAGAGACGAGUGAGUUUGUGUCUAAAAGAAAAAAGCCACUAUGGACUCUCCGAGUAGAAGUCCACCUCCUAAAGAACUCAACGGAGAGUCCCAUGAGGACUCCGGGCCCCAGCAAGGUCCCUCUGUUCCCCAAAGUACAGAAAAAGGAUCAGGCAGCGAAGCUUCCAGCACCUCAGGCAGCAGUAGUGAGGAAGAGGACGCGCACAAUGUGGCCCUGAGGAAGAUUAGGAGCCACGUGGCCCAGAUCAGAAACGCCAGGUCCAAGUCCAGGGAACAAGAUCAGCUUGAAGCCAGAGAGCUGAACAAAUCCAACUCCUUGGAGAAAGAGAGGUCCAAAUCAAGAUCCAGGGAGCAAGACCGAUCCAGGUCCAGAAGCCAAGACAGGUCCAAGUCCAAGGAAAGAGACAGGUCCAGGGGCAGGGACAGGUCCAAGUCCAAGGAAAGAGACAGGUCCAGGGGCAGAGACAGGUCUAAGUCCAAGGAAAGAGACAGGUCCAGGGGCAGAGAAAGGUCCAAGUCCAAGGAAAGAGACAGGUCAAGGGGACGAGACAGAUCCAGGUCAAGGGGACGAGACAGAUCCAGGUCAAGGGGACGGGACAGAUCAAGGUCCAGAGGCCGAGACAGAUCAAGGUCCAGAGGCCGAGACAGGUCCAGGUCGAGAGAGCGCGAUCGAGACCGGCAGCGUUACGACAGAGGACGCUACGCACGGGAUCGCUAUGUGGGUCGCCAUGACGAUGGCGAGCGGCGCCAGGACAGGGACCACAGGGGCCGCGGUCGCAGCCAUUCCCCGGCGGUGGCGGCCAACGAGCCCUCGGCCAAAAAGAAGAAGGAGGAGCUGGAUCCCAUCCUGACCAGGACGGGGGGGGCUUACAUCCCCCCCGCCAAGCUGCGCAUGAUGCAGCAGCAGAUCACCGACAAGAGCAGCCUGGCCUAUCAGAGGAUGAGCUGGGAGGCUCUGAAGAAGUCCAUCAACGGUCUGAUCAACAAAGUCAACGUGUCCAACAUUGUCAACAUCAUCCAGGAGCUCCUGCAGGAGAACAUCGUCAGGGGGAGGGGUCUACUGGCUCGCUCGGUGCUUCAGGCUCAGGCGGCCUCGCCCAUCUUCACUCACGUGUACGCCGCCGUGGUGGCCAUCAUCAACUCCAAGUUCCCUCAGAUUGGAGAGCUGAUCCUCAAACGCCUCAUCUUGACCUUCAGGAGGAGCUACCGCCGCAACAUCAAGCAACAAUGUCUGACAUCGUCCAAGUUCGUGGCGCACCUCAUCAACCAGAACGUGGCCCACGAGGUUCUGUGUCUGGAGAUGCUCACUCUGCUGCUGGAGCGGCCCACCGACGACAGCGUGGAGGUGGUCAUCGCUUUCCUCAAGGAGUGCGGCCUCAAGCUCACCGAGGUCUCCCCUCGCGGGAUAAACGCCAUAUUCGAGCGUCUGCGCAACGUACUCCACGAGUCGGCCAUUGACAAGAGGGUCCAGUACAUGAUUGAAGUGAUGUUCGCCAUCCGGAAGGACGGCUUCAAGGACCACCCGGUCAUUCCGGAGGGCUUGGACCUGGUGGAUGAGAAUGACCAGUUCACACACAUGCUGCCGCUGGAGGACGAAUACAACACAGACGACAUCCUCAAUGUGUUCAAGCUGGACCCUAACUUCCAGGAAAACGAGGAGAAGUACAAAACAUUAAAGAGAGACAUCUUGGACGAGGGCAGCGGCGACUCCGGCGAGGAGGGAGACGGCAGUGAGGACGACGACGAUGAUGACGACGAUGGCGACGGCGAGAAGCAGGAGGGUGAAGACGAGAAGGUGACCAUCUUUGAUCAGACUGAGGUCAACUUGGUUGCCUUCAGGAGGACCAUUUACCUGGUCAUCCAGUCCAGUUUGGACUUUGAGGAGUGUGCUCACAAGCUGAUCAAGAUGGAAUUCCCUGACAGUCAGACUAAAGAGCUUUGCAACAUGAUUCUGGACUGCUGCGCUCAACAAAGGACCUACGAGAAGUUCUUUGGCCUGCUGGCGGGGAGGUUCUGCCUGUUAAAGAAGGAGUACAUGGAGAGCUUUGAAGCCAUCUUUACAGAGCAGUAUGAAACCAUUCACAGACUGGAGACAAACAAGCUGAGGAACGUGGCUCGACUCUUUGCUCACCUCCUCUACACCGACUCUGUUCCCUGGAGUGUGUUGGAGUGUGUUAAGAUCAGCGAGGAGACCACCACGUCAUCCAGCAGGAUCUUUGUCAAGAUUCUUUUCCAGGAACUGUGUGCCUACAUGGGCCUUCCCAGACUCAACCAACGCCUCAAAGACAUGACUCUGCAGUCCUUCUUUGAGGGUCUUUUUCCUCGUGAUAAUCCCAGGAACACUCGCUUCGCCAUCAACUUCUUCACGUCCAUUGGGCUUGGUGGACUGACGGACGAGUUGAGGGAACAUUUGAAGAACGCCCCAAAGAUCAUCAUGACUCAGAACCAGGAAGUGGAAUCCUCCGACUCCGACUCCUCUUCCUCAGAAUCGUCCUCGUCGUCCUCCGACUCCUCAGACUCCUCCAGCGACUCGGACUCCUCGUCCAGCAGCAGUAGCAGCUCAGACUCCGACUCCAAGCGCAAGAAGAAGAAGAGGAAAGGACAAAGCGAGAAGAAGAAGAAGACGGAGAAGGUGAAGAGGAAGAAGCGGAGUCCUGACCAGCGCCAGCCGCCCGCAGACCGCGGCGACCACGACAGGCUGGACAGGAAUGUCCGCGCGCGGAAUGAUGAUGAUGAGGAGGAGGAGGAGCGCGCACGACAGCGCCACCUGCAGCACGGCAGGCGAGACGAGCGGAGGAGGGACGACCCGGAGGAGGACAGUGCCAGGCGGAAAAAGGAGGGCGAGGGCCGAAGGAGAGAGGAGAAGAGGGGGCGGGAGGAGGACAGGAGCAGGAGGGACGGGGAGAAGAAUAAGGAGAACAGAGACGGUAACAGAGAGGACAGGAGGAGGAGAUAAAGACUGGCGAGUGUUCCUUCAUGCGCAUUUUUAUCUGAGAGACAUUAAAUUGUCAUUUUUCAAUGUUUUCUUUUAAUCUUCCGUCUUUUUAGUAAGUCCCAGCAGCCAUCUUGUCCUCCAUUGGACUCUCAGACAUGUGACACGGUGACCCGGAUGGCUGCAUGCAGACAGACAGGUUGGACCUUGUAGAACUGGACCCAAGGUGUCAUCCCUGUUUUCUGUAAACGGUCUCCAUGGCGACCAUGACUUUGUGCCGUGUUUUUUUCAUACAAUCGUUUGUCUGCGGCAGACUGCCACAAAUGCAUUAGGUGACUAUUGUCUAGAAAUGUCAAAGUACUACUGAGUACUUUUACACUCGCACCCAUGUAGUAAUAAACAUACAUUAGUGUAUG